This is a messenger RNA of Cicer arietinum (chickpea), 1391 nucleotides long. RefSeq lists its product as uncharacterized. The record is from RefSeq and is a predicted model, not a curated record. NCBI's taxonomy places the organism in Eukaryota, Viridiplantae, Streptophyta, Magnoliopsida, Fabales, Fabaceae.
AAAAUGUGGAAGGAUGUAUUUGUGAAGCAUAUUUGGUGCAAGAGACAACCUAUUUCAGUUCCCAUUAUUUUGUGCCUCUUGCUCAAUAUGCAAGUACAGUUGGCCUAAAUAAGAGGACUCAUCAAGACCAUGUGAUACAAACUUUGUCUAUCUUUGAAAAUUUACAUGGCGAAACAAGUGGAAAAUGCAGUGAUAGGUGGCUUAACGAUAAAGAAUUGGCGGCUGCCCAAUUGCAUGUUCUCUUAAAUUGCAUUGAGGUUAAGCAAUUCAUUGAGAUGUAUGUACAAAGUUUGAAAAGUAUAUAUGGAGAUCUCAAUGACAAUGUCAUUGAUACACAAAUAGAAGUUGACUUUCCGCGAUGGUUUCAAGAAUAUGUGACAAAGAAUCACAAACUUAGGAUGCAAAACCCUGACUUGUAUGACUUGGCAAGAGGACCCUUGAGACUAGCAAAGUCAUGGCCUAUUUAUCAUGUGAAUGGAUACCAAUUCAACACAACUUCUUGGGGUGAAGGCAAAAUAACAUAUAAUAGUGGAGUAUGUGUUAAGGGAAUUGGUCAAGGUGAAACCUCAAGUGAUUAUUAUGGUGUUGUUUCCGAGAUUCUAGAAUUUGAAUGGCGAAGUCAAGCAACACGAAAGCUAAUUUUAUUUUACUGUGAUUGGUUCGACCCUUCAAGUCGUGGAAUGAGGAUACAUAAUCAAUACAAGAUUGUAGAAGUACGAAAAGGGAGAAAAUACGGUAAAUUUGAUCCUUUUAUUUUUCCAAAAUCUGCAACUCAAGUUUACUAUUCACCUUAUCCUGGGCGCCAAAAAGUUGAUUGGUUGGUAGUUAUGAAGACAAAGCCGAGAGGGGUUGUUGAUGAUAGACAUACUUUAGAAGUUGCUUUUCAAGUGCAAGAAUCAGAAGUUAAUGCAACAAUUGAAGAUGACCCAAUUGAUAACUUACAAGAUGAUUCAGUUUAUGGUGAAGAAGUUGAUUUGCAUAUGAUGCAAGAUGAUGAGGAUGAAGAAGAUGAUUUCAGUGACGAUGGUGAAGAUGAAGAUCAAGAGGAUGAUGAUUCUAUUGAAUAGUAUUUGUUAGCUCUUUAUUGAUAAUGUGUUUGAUUUAACAUACGUAGUAUUCAAAAAGGAAUUGGUAGAUUUAACAAAAGAUUCUUAACCAAACUGUUGUAAUCAGCAAUUGCUUGUCUAUUUUUCUCAAUACUUUGAACUUUAUUCAUUUGUGCUAAUGAUCUUCCAAUGGUUUCACAGAUUUUGCUAGCAGAUAAUUUGAAACAUUACUAGCGACUGAAGCUGACAUGUUAAUUAGAACAAGAAAAUAAUAAUAUGUUUUUGGUUCUUUAUAUGGUUUUGAUGCAAAUGAUGAUGUCUUGUUCUUUGGUUGCUUGGCCUAUU